UGGGUUGGUUGCGCGCGUCUUCUCGGUACGCAGGAAUCAAUAUAGGGGGUGUCUUUUAGUUGGGGUCGCUAGCAGAAAGCGAUAGCAGUGCUGUUGUUUCUGUCACUGGCAUUGCCGAGGAGGAGAGUGAGGUAAAACGAAGAAAAGGAGGAAAACGACGGCGACGGCGACGGCGACGGCGACGGCGACGACGAGUGACGACGGUGGCGACGAGAACUCGCCGUGGUCAUUUGUAGCGACAUCUGACCUCGUCGUUGCUUCCCCGAGGGUCGUCUCCUCGUCGUCGUCCUCUUUAUCGAGGAAGAAUGGCCGACUCCGAGUUCGAAGAGUUUCGGCAUUAUUUCGAGAGGCUACCGCAACAUCUCAAGGCACCCCUUUCAAAUUACACGCUUGUGCACGACGUCACACUCGAUGACUCGCCUACGUCAUCGCAAGGAAGCGACGGCGAGGUCGGAAGAUCCUGUGAUGGAGUUGCCGGGGAUUCCGAAGACGAGGAUGUCGUUGUGAUACAUCGUCAUGAUAAUCAGAGUGGACACACCUCGGCCGACGAUAGUGAGGAUCUCGAUAAUCAUUGUUCCAUCGUAGCUGACAGUGACUUCAGGUUGGUAACAUCCUUGUUCGGUGGACUGAGCAGCAGGGGUCGAUCAGCAGGCGGUCCUGGCCCAGGUGGAGGUGGAACAUCGUCAUCGGGAAAUGGUGGUAGAGACAGCGUCGUCAGCGACGUCGGUGAUUCCUGCUCAAGUUUAAGUUCCUGGCCAACGCCGGAACACAUCCCAGCGAAUAGACCUGGAAGUGGUAGCGGAGAACGUAGACGUCGAAGAUUACCGGAAAUUCCUAAAGCUAAAAAAUGUAUACCCAUCGGGCAGAUGUCAAUGCAGACGUCUUCCUCAUUGGCGGACGAAUUGAAUGCUGCAACAGGCUCGACAGGUUCAACAGGUUCAAACUCCGGAAGGCCUCAUCUCGUUUUACGAAAAUGUCAUCCUCGAUUGCGACACGAGGACAGUUCGCCGGACAGCGAAAGGAUAGCUACGGAUAGUGGACAUUCGACUGCCCAUUCGCCCGAUAACGGGCCCAAAAGUGUAUCUCCGAUACCGUGCAACACUUUGCAAAACACGGACUCUGUGUCCCCUAGUAGCACGCCAGGUCCUACUGUAGGAAGCGGAGGAGUACCGUUUACGCAAUUAGAGUUGUUAGAGGCUACGCAUCGAGGAUUGCACAAAUUCGUACCAAGACAUCACGACGAGAUCGAUCUCGAGAUCGGUGAUCCGAUAUACGUUCAAAAGGAAGCGGACGAUUUGUGGUGCGAAGGCGUCAACUUGAGAACGGGCAGACAAGGCAUUUUUCCUUCGGCUUACGCAGUAGAUAUGGACUACAGUGACUUUGAUCCUUCGGCACCAAAGGUGAAGAGAGAAAGAUAUCUUUUAGGUUACUUGGGCUCGGUGGAAACCUUGGCGCAUAAGGGUACUGGCGUUGUUUGUCAGGCUGUUCGUAGGAUCGUCGGUAAUUCAUCAGAGGAAUCCCCGAUAUCGCAGAGUUGCAUACUCGAAGUGUCCGAUCAAGGGCUUCGAAUGGUGGACAGGAGUAAGCCGCGGAAAAAUCAGGGUCCUUGUCACGAUUACUUUUAUUCUCUGAAGAACGUUUCUUUCUGCGCCUUUCAUCCGCGCGAUCAUCGUUAUCUCGGUUUUAUCACGAAGCAUCCAACGUUACAAAGGUUUGCUUGUCACGUGUUCAUUGGUCAAGAAUCUACAAGACCCGUCGCCGAAGCCGUCGGGCGAGCCUUUCAUCGAUUCUAUACGAAAUUCAUCGAGACUGCUUUUCCGAUAGAGGACAUUUACAUUGAGUAAUCAAUUAUUUUUCUUUGGUCUGGCCUCGUGGCACCUAUGGACGCGAAGAAAGAAUAAAAGAUCUUGACGCUGCUCCUCUUUCCCUUGUAAAUAAGUUUCCCAUUUAGCUCUAAAUAAAUAUAUAUAUAUAUAUAUAUAUAUAUAUAUAUAUAUAUAUAUAUAUAUAUAUAUAUACAUACAUACAUACAUACAUACAUACAUACAUACAUACAUACAUACAUAAAUACAUAUAUACAUAUAUAUGUGUGUGUGUGUGUGUGUGUGUGUGUGUGUGUGCAUACAAAGAUGAAGAGAAAAGAAAAAACAUAAUAAUAGGCGCCAAUCAAACAUCCAAUCGUAUACAAAUAUAUAUACAUAAAUACAUAUAUACGUGUAUGUAUGCGUGCACACACACACACACACACACACACACACAUUAUGCAUAAUCCGUAUGUAUCGAGUUAACAACGGUAAGCAUUGCGACGGGACCGACGCCUAUUUGUUGACAAAUUUUCGUUGAAAUUAUAUUUAAUUUUGGUGUUAAUUAUGCAAUCAUAUUAUUUGAUUCAUUGUUGGCAAGGCCGUUAGUUCCAAAAUAGCGUUAAUUAAUGCCGCUCGAAGGACGGAUAUUGUUUAGUGAUUUCAAUGUAAAAAUGAUAUUGUCAUUGAUCAUUCAAUGACCGAAAGCCGAACGAAUCCUUAAUCUCACGUCGACUUUUCCUUCUCCUUUUUUUCAUUGCAAGAAAGAUAUGCAAAGAUAUCAAUUUUGGUAAUAUUUCUUUUCUUGCCUUCUUCUUUCUUCUUUUGUUUUUUUCAAAGACGAAUGAUAUCUUCUCUCGUUUCUCGAUGAAAAGUCAUCACGAGGAUUUAAGGAUUCGGAAGGAAGUCGUGCUUAUCCCGAUAAAAUUAUGUAAAAUUUACGAAUUAGCAACGAAAACCACGUAGAACGAUAGAACACGUAAAAAGCCACGUCUUUUUAGAAGUUAGUAGUAUAUUUUUCUAUGUUUCUUUGCGGCAUGCUCUCUGACCUACUUCCUCUCUGAAUGACUGUAAAAAAAAAUCAUAAAAGAAAAGAAAAAUUUCUUUGUAAUUCCCGCGGAACGUACAUUCUUUCUCUACUUUAUUAUAUUCCUCCUAACAUUCCUAUCUAAUUAUAUUUUGAGAUGCGGAAAAAGGUGAGCGUUUGAUCGAGAAGAAAAUGAAAAUGAGAAAAAUAUGAAAAAAUAAUAUAUAUAUAUAUAUAUAUAUAUAUAUAUAUGUGUGUGUAUAUAUAUAUAUAUGUAUAUAUUGUAUAUAUAAAGAACGCACAUUGGCCUCUAUUGUAUUUACGAAUAUCGUUAUUAUUGUAACGCGCCGGUAUUUCACGAUAAUAAAAUCGACAAGUUUUUGUUUCAACA
Molecule: messenger RNA, 3220 nt
Organism: Vespa crabro (European hornet)
Lineage: Eukaryota; Metazoa; Arthropoda; Insecta; Hymenoptera; Vespidae
Gene: Aplip1
Product: JNK-interacting protein 1
Exons: 8
Coding region: 306-1844 (512 amino acids)
Biological process (GO): regulation of JNK cascade
Cellular component (GO): cytoplasm
Molecular function (GO): protein binding
Source: RefSeq, a predicted model, not a curated record